This is a messenger RNA of Megalobrama amblycephala (Wuchang bream), 1852 nucleotides long. RefSeq lists its product as uncharacterized. The record is from RefSeq and is a predicted model, not a curated record. Gene Ontology annotation, molecular function: protein binding. The transcript has 4 exons. NCBI's taxonomy places the organism in Eukaryota, Metazoa, Chordata, Actinopteri, Cypriniformes, Xenocyprididae. Bases 390 to 1481 code for a protein of 363 amino acids.
UAAGUCACAAUAAAUCAACAACAGGAUUUCUAUCCACACAUUAUGUUAUGUGCAUUAAAUGCAAAAGAUCUUAAAUCACAACAGCAUUGUCUGUAAAGAUUGCCCUUUCUACGCUGCCAGCACACAUGUUGCUGACAAAUGUUGUGCAGUGGUUAGACUCCAACCAUAGGCUUCCGAGACAGGUUGGAAAAAAAGGAGUGAGAAUAAGCUGUAUGGAAGAAAAGGCCAUCGCUGUGUGAAGAAUGUUUCAGUAGCCAGUUAAAACUCUUCAGGUUGCCAUUCAGUGUCCAGCGUAAACGUCUACAGGGAUAGUCUCGACAAAACUACCUUUUCAGAGACUUUCCUAACUAAAAUUGGCCGGGGAAGAGAGGCGAAAGGCAGGCGAACAAAUGGAUAUCAAGUCAAUUUUUUUGUUUCUCUCUGUGUGUGGGCCGACUUGGGCCUUCACGUUGGACUUUGACUAUGGAGGCGUACCACUCUGGAUCAACCGUUUUUUGGGAGAGCCGAGCGUGUUGACUUUGAAAGAUCGGAUGGAUCCGGGCUGGUUUCGUGCUGUGAACGCACAAAGUUGUCCGCUGGAGUGUGACUGCCCAAUCCAGUGGCCAACAGCCCUUUAUUGUGACCACAGGGGCCUUAAACAGCUUCCCUCUGGCCUUCCGUCACGCACACAGUACCUUUUCCUCCAAGGGAAUGAUAUUACUUUCCUUGGAACGGAAGCGUUCGCCAAUGCCACCAACUUGCGCUGGUUGAUCUUGGAUCACAAUCAACUACUGAGUGAGCAACUCAAUAAUGUGUCGUUCUCCAAUCUGACCCGCUUGGUAAACCUUUUCAUAAACCAUAAUAAGCUGACAAAGGUGCCAGCCGGACUGCCUAGCGGACUCAAGCAACUGCGACUCGCAUAUAAUCACAUCGAAAAGAUUUCUGCAGGUGCUUUCCAAAAUUUGGGCAAUUUAACAGUACUUCUGUUACAAGGCAACCGCCUGAAGAUUAUUGAAGAGAGUGACUUAAAAGGUCUUGGAGGCCUCAACCUCUUGGAUCUCAGUCACAACCUCCUGGAUACUUUCCCCAAACAUCUGCCUCCAUCUAUCCAGCAGCUUUACCUAUCCAACAACUCUCUGACUGGCCUGACCGAGAACAGCCUUCAUGGUUUUAAUGGACUCCGUUACCUACGGCUCGGACACAACAAAUUGAGGAAUGAAGGGCUUGAACCUGGCGCCUUUAACCUCACAUCUCUGGUAGAGCUGGACCUUUCAUAUAACCAGCUGAAAGAAAUCCCAACAGUUCCCACCACCCUUCAGUACCUUUACCUUGAGGUUAACCAUAUCCAAGAGUUCAACGUGAGCAGUUUCUGCAGGACAGUAGGACCCACAUCAUAUUCACGUAUGAAGAUCCUGAGGCUGGACGGUAAUAAAUUGGAGUAUCACAAGCUACCUCCUGAUUGGGUGUUCUGCCUACGUGUCCUCCAUAACAUUUAUAUUUGAUCUAAUAAAAGCAGUCAUCACCAUGAGCGGUUUUACAUUUUCAUGCUUUUAAAAGGCUUUAAAAUUGCAUGCAAUAAUAUAUUAUAUUGUAAUAUAAUAUGUAUAUUUAGUCUGCAUUAGAAAGCAUGACAGUAGAAUUAAUUGAUUAGUAUUCAAGGUGCUAAUAUUUUGAAUAAGCAUGUUAUACAAUGUGUACAUUUUCUUAAAAUGUUUUAAUAUGAUUUUACUCUGGAUGUGUAUAUGGGCAGCCAUAUUUUGUUUUGAUGUACAGUGCAAGUCUUGUGCCUUGUUCCUAGUCUUCACUUCAAAUGUUCUAAGGAUAUAAUGAGAACUAGUCUGUUAAACAUAUGCAAAUACACUAAUGUUCAAAA